Psylliodes chrysocephalus is the source of this 951-nucleotide messenger RNA. NCBI's taxonomy places the organism in Eukaryota, Metazoa, Arthropoda, Insecta, Coleoptera, Chrysomelidae. The record is from the annotation of a GenBank genome assembly.
AUGGCGAAUCCAACUACUAUGAAAUAUUCAAAGGCCCAUGUCGCCAAAGAUAGAAAAGUUAGAUGGCGAAGCAUCAAUAAAGGGUGUCAACAAAAAGUGUAUACAAAAGAAGGUGAUGAAAAUUUCGGUUUACAGAUUGUUGGGAAUAUAAGCCCACAAAUUUCUACUAAAAGCACUGGUGAACUGGAGACCGAAGCCAUCACAGGCUUAGAAGAGUGCGUUUCAAAUACUAGUACAGAUAAUGGACACCGAAGUUCCGAAUUACAGGAACCUUUUGAAAAAUUUAACAAUAGUAAAAAGUUAAAUCACAAUAUUGAAGAUAAUGCUACUAAAUGCUUUGAAGUAUCCACACACCUCGAAAGUACAGGGUUUCGGUUUUUAGUGUCGGAGUAUAGUUUCUUGCCCAAUGACAGUGAUUUUGGUGAUGUGGAAUGCGCCCUCAAAAGGCAUACUAAAAUGUACUCUCCUGAAGACUACAUCCAAGUUAUGAAAUCCUGUAGAAGGAAGCACCCCAUUGAGGUAGUAUCCAUGAAAAAGGCAGUCUUUGUUAGUACCCUGAAGCUUGAAAAAGAAAUAUGUAAUAGAAAAAAAUCCCGCCAGGAAAAAAAGAUAAAUUGGUUAAAGAUUAAAGAAAUAAAAAUUUUAAAAGAAAAACCUUAUAGUAUAUUUAACAAAAAUACCUACGAAGACACCGACACCGAUUACAAAGAAAUUGAUAUUAAAAAGGGAAAGGGUAAGCCACAAAAAACACCAUUCUCUCGGCAUUUGCAACCUCUUUGGCCCAAUGGAAAGCCUGUAGCGGAAGCUAAACUGAAGGAUAUCGAGAGUUAUCUGUACCUAAUUCCUUUGGCCGACCAUCCCUUUUAUGUUAAUAUUAUUAGUGAUAAUACAAUAAAGGAGGACCUACAGGGAUACAAUGGGGAGCUAGAUUUCGAGAUAGAAGAAGACUGA